AUGGCCUCGCAGCUCGCGUGGGUCUCCACCGAGUCCUUUGGCUGGAAGCUGUACCUUCAGGCGUUCUCCUGGGCCAUCUUCCGGCUAGAACUGUCCCUCCAUGGGCUCCGCCAGUACCUACUGUACUCGAAGAUCGAGCCGCCCCCUGCUCUAGCGGAACACUUCAAACCCGAGACGUUCAAGAAGUCGCAGGAGUACGGCAAAGACAAGGCCAAGUUUUCUCUCAUUUCCGGUCUCCUCAAGCAGGUCGUCGACUCGGUCUUCAUCCAACUCAACCUCGUUGCAUGGUGCUGGACUGCGAGCGGAUGGGUCGUAAACAAGCUAGGGUAUGGGCCGGAGUACGAGAUCUCGCAGUCGAUAGCGUUCGCGUUCGCGCUCUCCUUCAUCUCGAGCCUGCUCUCCCUCCCGUUCUCGCUCUACCAGACCUUCGUCCUCGAGGAGAAGCACGGCUUCAACAAGACCGCGCCGUCUCUCUUUGACACCGACCCACUCAAGAGCUGGCUUGUCGGCUUCGCCAUCGGCGCAUACUUCCUCGCCGUCUUCCUCUCCCUCUUCAAGUGGGCGGGCGACCGCUUUGUUCCGUGGCUCAUGGCGUUCCUGUUCGUGUUCCAGAUGUCGAUGCUCGUCCUCUACCCGACCGUCAUCCACCCGCUCUUCAACAAGCUCUCCCCCCUCGCCGGGGGCGACGUCCGCGGGCGCAUCGAGGCCCUGGCGUCGAAGCUCAAGUUCCCGCUCGAGCACCUGUACGAGAUCGCCGGUUCGAAUCCGGAGCGGAGCUCGCACAGCAGCGCGUACUUCUUCGGCCUUCCCUGGAGCAAGCACAUCGUCAUCUCCGACACGCUCGCCAAGCAUAGCAAGGCGGAGGAGGUCGAGGCCGUCCUCGCACACGAGCUCGGGCACUGGUACCACGCCCACCCGACGAAGCUCCUCCUCCUCUCGCUGGCGCACGUCUUCACCGUCCUCGCGCUCUUCCCCGCCUUCCUCCACGCCCCGCCGCUCCUCGCCGCGUUCGGCUUCCCCGCCGCCGUCGCCGCGCGCCCGCCGAUCGUCGUCGCCUCGCGCCUCUACCGGAUGCUGCUCACGCCGACGGAGGCCGUCCUCAGGAUCGCGGUCAACGCGCUCAGCCGCAGGUUCGAGUACGAGGCCGACCGGUUCGCGUGCGAGCUCCAGACGACGCUCGCGGGCGAGGCCAAGACGGCGGACGUGGGCGACUGCCUCGGGCGCGCGCUCGUCGCGCUUGACGUCGAGGAUCUGUGUACCACCGUCUGGGUCGACUGGCUAUAUUCGGCGUACCACCACCCGCACCCGACGCUGAUGGAGCGGCUGCGCGCGCUCGACGGGUACAAGAGCGCUGCGGCCGCCGCGUACACCGCUGCGCAGGAAAAGGCGGUUUGA
This is a messenger RNA of Epithele typhae, 1395 nucleotides long. RefSeq names its product peptidase family M48-domain-containing protein. Gene Ontology annotation, cellular component: endoplasmic reticulum membrane. Gene Ontology annotation, biological process: CAAX-box protein processing. The transcript has 9 exons. The record is from RefSeq and is a predicted model, not a curated record. The coding region runs from base 1 to 1395 and encodes 464 amino acids. Gene Ontology annotation, molecular function: metalloendopeptidase activity. Lineage: Eukaryota; Fungi; Basidiomycota; Agaricomycetes; Polyporales; Epitheliaceae.